AUGACACGAUGUCAGAAAUUGUGUGCAUCUGGCGAUAGCGGUGCUAGAAUGUCAACGGUGAUCAUCAGCUGUCCCGUAUGCUCUCAUCAACGAUGCAACGACUGCCAUGUUGAGUGGAUCGAAACUCCACAACGUCAUUACAUGUCUUCAUCACAUUCGACUUCAAAUACCAGGUCUACGAGAGCCGCAGGAUCCAGAGUCCGGGAUAGAGGCAGUAGCAGAGGGAGGGAAAGCGGAAACGGAGAUGAAGACGGUCAAAAUCAGCAGUCAGAUGUCGUACUAGAGUCUACGAUCGAUUCAGCCAUCAACACGGCAUUGUUGCAGGACGCUGAGAUAUCUGAUUUGGCUGGGUUAAACCCGGGCUUGAUCCCUCAAGAUCCUGAUGCAUCUAAGCCGCAAGAGGGUAAAGUCAAAGAAUUUGAUACUGAUCAUUAUAAGUUGAAUAUGGUUGGCACUACUAAGAAAAGCGCUAAAAGUUCCAACGCGGAAGAGAGGAUUUUUAAAGGAGGUGGCAUUUCCAGCCUCAAACAAGAGUCUUUGGACUUGCAAGGCCCUCUGAAUUUGCAAAGCCCUAUGGAUGGCCCCACUUCCUAUUCUGAAGAUAUUACCCUUCUUGAACAUAGAGUCCUCCAGCUAGGACAAAACACCUUCCAGAAAAUAGAAGAAGAUGUCGAGAGUAGGCGAUACGUAUUAUCGUUGCGAAAGUUGGGUUAUGGAACGGAACCCUUCACGCCUCUUAGUGCAACUUCUGAUCAACAGCUCAGAAUAAACGACUACAUGCAGGCUCUGACGUCAGUAAGUAUAGAGACGUUAUCUUCAAUAAUAAAAGGAACGCAAUUGCUACAGAACGAAUGGUUCUGUAACAGCUCCACGUAUAAUAAUAUUGUGGCAGAUAAAGAUCGUCCAAAGGUUCUCAAUGUUCGACCGAUUAGUAUGCCCAGCUUAUCACUACUGCUCGAACUUCUCCGUGAGGUGCAAGAAUUCAUUCGGCAAGAAGACAAUCAGCGACGAGACUCGGUUUUAGAGGAUGUAGCAGAGAUAUUAUUGCACAUGGUUGUGAGUCUUAGCCUGGGUAUCCCUCAAACCGUUUUGGCUGUGAAUAAGCACAAUCUAGAACGACAACAAGAUAUCUGCCAUUUGUUGAGCUCUAUUCUAAGCGUUGUGCAUGUCGCAUUACUAUCACUUGUCAGGCCGCAUUUUGAUAAUUCUGGGUACACACCGAGCAGGUCAUUAAGUGAUGGGUUGCACAUCGAGUGUCCUGGAGGUGCAUUGUUCUUGGCAGCCCGACGAUUGAAGUGUUGA
This is a messenger RNA of Botrytis porri, 1302 nucleotides long. RefSeq lists its product as uncharacterized. The transcript is spliced from 2 exons. Lineage: Eukaryota; Fungi; Ascomycota; Leotiomycetes; Helotiales; Sclerotiniaceae. The record is from RefSeq and is a predicted model, not a curated record. The coding region runs from base 1 to 1302 and encodes 433 amino acids.